AUGAGUCGCUUGGUAAAUUGUGAUCAUCUAUUACCUUACAUAUGCCAAUUGAAAUCUAUUGUCUUGUCAUUGUUAUGUGAUCAUACUCGAAUGAAAUGUGUGGACUCAUCGAUCGCGUUUCAAUACAUUUCGUGUCCAGUUCGAUUCAUCGAGGAACUCCAGCUUCAACAUCCGUGCCAUUCGUUGGUCAUUCAAACGUUACAUACAUUCCAUACGAAAUAUGACGGAUGUUCAUGUAAAACUUUGCUGUUCUUUCUCACAGCAUUUUUUAAUCAUCUGCAACCAGUAUUCGAUGGGAAUAAUCAACUAAUUUCGAAGAGAAUCUUCAAUCAUUUGGACAAAUUGAUUAGUCAAUCGAUAUCAGUGGCCAAAACUCAAUUUACCGAGAAUCUACUAUUGACUCCUCAGAUCAUCUCACGUAUCUGUCGGCAUCAAACGAUAUACUCAGAGAGUCUCUAUCAAGCCUAUGUACAUUUACUUUCCAAAAACCAAUCCAUAUCUCAGACAGAUUUAAUCACAUAUUUCGAUAAUCUUCAUCAUCUGACACGUGUGAAACAUAUAAAUGAGAAGUGUUUAUUUAUGCCUGGUACAUUACUUCAAAUAAACAAACCGAUCGACGGAUAUCGACGAACCGUAUGCAUCGAUGGACAUAUUCUCGAAGAUUACGCUCAUCUAGGUUAUAACAAUAAACUCAAACUCAAACAAAUCUCUUCCACAUCAUCAUGGCUGCACUUAAUCUUAUCAAUAUUGAAACAAUAUUCUAUCGAAAGCAUUAUCUGUUCAGGAACUAUCGAUCAGAAGUUGAAAGAUAUCGAAAGUAACGAUCGAAUUUUCAUCGAAAAUAUUCCCGUCAAAACAUUACGCUUUAUUGGACAGAAUUCUCUCAUCAGUUAUUUAACUGAUGUAGAUCAUGAACAUAUAUUGUCACUGAAUUACAUGUCAUGUCCUGAUGAUGCUUCGUUAACAAUGAUCGACAAAGGUGCAACAAUUGUUCAGUAUGUUCCAUUAGAUAGUUUAAUUGAUGUUAAACACGAACAAUUUCUCCAUUGUUUAUCUCGAUUUCGGCAAAUUCUACGACGGAGUUUUUACUUGAAUGGCUCAGGUCAAUUCGAAGAUCAGCUGUGUAAAUAUUGGUACGAUCGACAAGAGAAUUCGUCUCAAGAAAAUCAUCUCGCUCAUGAAUGUUUUCUCGAAUGUCUACAACAGUAUAUCAAAGAGAUUACGAAUCGUCGAGAUUGUUUUCAGUCUGAUAUGAUCGAUGAUUUCGAUUCGAAAUUUGAUGCUUGGAGAACAAGUUUAGAAUUAGUGAAUGUCUUAACGCAGAUCGAUCAUGUCGUUGAAAUCGUUACUGAUGAUCAAUCGAGUGAUAUCUAG
Molecule: messenger RNA, 1374 nt
Organism: Adineta ricciae
Lineage: Eukaryota; Metazoa; Rotifera; Eurotatoria; Adinetida; Adinetidae
Source: the annotation of a GenBank genome assembly